AAGGCUUGAACGCAGCAAACUAGGGAACCUAGCGGUGCAAGCAAAUCAUCUGUUUUGAGUUCUUUCUCCGCUGGUUUCUUUCUUCGCAACUCGAUUAAACAAUGCGUCCUUCGAACCCCGAUUUCGAAGCCCAAGUUUCUGAAGAAGAGAAAUCCACUAAUAGCAACAAACAUUCGACUUUCUUCGAUGUCUACGGCCCACAAGGGAAAGCAGAUGUUACUUUUAAGACACCUGAACCCGGCUCAACUUUGAAUUUGCAAGAUGUUCAAGGACUUGUCACAUGGGUGCUAGCUGAAGGAUUCAUGCCUUCAUGGGUUUUUAUCAAAAACAAGCCCCUGAUUCCAAAAGUGGUUAUGCUUUUUGUCCCUGGCCUUGAUGCAGCUUUGUACUUGUCAGAGUCUAAAAUACUUAAAAGUUUUAAAGAAUGCUGUGGUAUCCCAAGGGCAGUUUUAGCUCUUAGCUGUGUAUCAGAUGGGAUGCAGACUAUAGAUGCACUCCUUACCUGCAAGACAAAAAGAAAAAGGGGUGGAGCCGAUUCAGUUUUGAGGAGACCUGGCCAGACAUCUGAACAAGGAGCUAUUAGUUCUGGUUUAGAGAACGCAUCAUUUACUGACCUUGUGAAAGGGAUACCAUUCCCUAUUACGCACUACACACUUACAAUGCAGGAACUAGAAGAUAAUGGGUAUCAUAACGUCCAACAAGGGUCAUAUCUACAAAUUGCAGGUUUUCUUUCCACUAUUCCUGCUCCUUCAGGAACUCCUGCCCAUGAAAUCUUGGCUCUUGAUUGUGAGAUGUGUAUCACAAGUGAGGGGUUUGAGCUCACAAGAGUGACCCUGGUUGAUAUUAAAGGACAGGUAGUGUUAGAUAAACUGGUCAAACCAUCAAACAUUAUCAUUGACUACAACACUAGGUACAGUGGAAUCACAUGUGAAAUGUUGAGUGGGGUGACAACGAGUCUUAAAGAUAUUCAGGAAGAAUUUCUGCAGUUGGUCUACAAAGAGACCAUUCUAGUUGGACAUUCCUUGGAGAAUGAUUUGUUGGCAUUAAAGAUAUCUCAUGAUCUCGUGAUUGACACGGCAGUGUUAUACAGGCACCGUCGCGGCGGAACCUACAAAAUUGCGCUUCGUGUGCUCACCAGAAGAUUCCUUUCUAGGGAGAUACAGGAGUCAGGAAAUGGGCAUGAUAGUAUUGAAGAUGCAAAAGCUGCCAUGGAUCUGGCACUGCUAAAGAUUAGAAAUGGACCCCAUUUUGGUUUUCCUUCAUCAUUCAUGCGGAAGAAGCUCCUUACAGUUUUAAGCGAGUGUGGUAAAACCUCGACUUUGAUUGAUAAUAUUUCCAUAGUGAAGCGAUAUGCUUCGGAGUCAUCGCAUACCAUUCCAGUAUCUUCCGAUGAUGAAGUCCUUUUGAAGGCCAGAAAAGAGGUUAGAAAUGAGAAGGUACAGUUUGUCUGGGCCCACUUCUCAGAAUUAAAUUCCUAUUUCAAGAAACAAGCAGAGGACAUGGAGAUUUUAAAUACAAGGCUUGCGGAGAUGAUAUCCUUGCUUACAUGUAACAAGUCUACUGGCAGAAAAGGCAUCAAAUACAGUGUAACCUCUGAACUAAAGGACAUUUUAACUCGCUUGGAUGCUAGAAUCAGAAGUGUCCACUCCAAUUUACCUACCAAUGCCAUGCUUAUUAUUUUCACUGGUCAUGGGGACACUGCAGUUGUUCAUAGAUUGAGAAAAAUGCUUACAGAGCAGAAUGAAACUGCAAUGUGCCGUGAGAAACUUGUAAAGGUCUUGGAAGAGCUGCAGGCCCAAGCUGAAGUAGGUUUGUGCUUUGUGGGUGUAAAGCAUUGAGUUAUCGUUAUGCAAAUGCCUUGGUCUUGUUUCUUGUUUCACAAAGCUUGUGGUGAAGAAAUGCAGUAUAAACUAUUUUAUUUAUUAGACAUGUAAUGUGAUACAUACAUACCCUGCCUUCACAAUUUUAAUUAAACAGUCAAUGAAAGUGAAGCUGGGCAAGUUCUGUAUUUUAAGGCACAUUGAUAUCAAUUGCGUAUGUUUCAUUAAUCUCUUUGCUCUUCUUUCUCCUUCCUCAUCUUUGUACUGUUUUUUGGUCAUUUAUGGAAAACAGUUUGAGAUCU
Messenger RNA from Camellia sinensis, 2122 nucleotides. RefSeq names its product small RNA degrading nuclease 5. The record is from RefSeq and is a predicted model, not a curated record. Gene Ontology annotation, cellular component: nucleus. Gene Ontology annotation, molecular function: nucleic acid binding; exonuclease activity. Lineage: Eukaryota; Viridiplantae; Streptophyta; Magnoliopsida; Ericales; Theaceae.